GCCUUCCGGUUCCUCUGGCAGAUCAGCUGACUCUGAUGCUGCUGUCAGGAGACCUCACCAACUGUAUUGAAUGGCAACUAUGAAAAUGAUCAAGCCAUAAACAGCGAUAUUUAUUUCCACUGCUAACGGACACAUUUGGUAUUCACAGUUUUCUCUAGCUUCACCAGUGCUGUCGAAACCAUGUCAGAGUUUUGGUUGAUCUCUGCACCGGGAGAGAAAACCUGCCAGCAAACAUGGGACACCAUGAUGGCAGCCACCACACGUACCAACAACCUCUCCACCAACCACAAGUUCAACAUCCCAGACCUCAAGGUGGGGACACUAGAUGUCUUGGUUGGGCUGUCGGAUGAACUGGCCAAAUUAGACUCCUUUGUUGAAAGUGUGGUGAAGAAGGUUGCUCAGUACAUGGCUGACGUGCUGGAGGACAGUCGAGACAAAGUGCAGGAGAACCUGCUGGCCAACGGAGUUGAUCUUGUCACCUAUAUCACCAGAUUCCAAUGGGACAUGGCAAAAUAUCCCAUCAAACAGUCACUUAAAAACAUCUCUGAAAUCAUCGCAAAGCAAGUAAGCCAGAUUGACAAUGACCUGAAGGCCAGAGCAUCCACCUACAACAACCUGAAGGGAAACCUGCAGAACCUAGAGAGGAAGAACGCGGGGAGCCUGCUGACCAGGAGCCUGGCCGACAUCGUCAAGAAGGAAGACUUCGUUCUCGACUCGGAGUACCUCAUCACUAUGCUGGUAGUUGUACCAAAGCUGGGGUACGCAGACUGGCAGAAAACAUACGAGACACUGGCUGAGAUGGUGGUGCCCCGAUCCUCAAAUCUGCUGUUUGAAGACAAUGACAGCGGACUGUUCAGCGUCACUCUGUUCCUGAAAGCCAUCGACGACUUCAAACACAAAGCCAGAGAGAACAAGUUCACAGUGAGAGAGUUCCAGUACAACGAGGAGGAGAUGAAGGCAGACAAAGAGGAGAUGACGCGGCUCUGCACAGAUAAGAAGAAGCAGUUUGGCCCGCUUGUCCGAUGGCUGAAAGUGAACUUCAGUGAAGCCUUCAUCGCAUGGAUUCACAUCAAAGCACUGAGGGUGUUUGUGGAAUCUGUUUUAAGAUAUGGGCUGCCGGUGAACUUUCAGGCCAUGCUCCUGCAGCCAACCAAGAAGACCAUGAAGAAGCUGAGGGAGGUGCUGAAUGAUCUGUACAAACAUCUGGACAGCAGUGCAGCUGCUAUCAUCGACGUGAGUACUUUGAUAUGAUUGUGUAACAGCUCUCACUACAAGGUAGAAGCAACAAGAAAAACUCUGCACAUCUCGGAGGAACACAGUCAUGUGCUACAAUAAUAACCUUAUAAUAUGAUUAUCUUAUCAGAAGUUAGGAUAUACAAUAUUAUGUCGGUAUGUAUACCUAUAAUACUUCCAUGACUUAAAAGAAUCCCAAAGUAUCUUUUUCAGAGACUAUUCUUUGUAGCUAUUAUAGACAUAGACAUAAAUGUUAUAUUGUAAUGUAGUGCAUUGCAAAAUAACUAGUUUCAACAACAGAACAUGUGUCUUAAAGCCACAUUACACACUAAUUCAAAGCAGCUUUUGAGUGUGUUCACACUUGAGAAGUGACAAAGUAAAGUAUACUGAAACCACACUUAAUGAAAGCUUGAUAUUUUCAGUCUCACUUUUCAUUUACUGAAUACUUUCCUGUUAGUGAAAUGGUAAAAGUAAGUCGAUGUUUUUUGGGGAGGGAGGGAUAUGUAACUCCAAAAAUAUAGUAUGACGAUUAGCAUGUCGUAGAUUCUGUAUACAAUCGUUAUUAAUGUGGGACACAAUCUCUUUCUCUCCUCCAUCACUGUGUGAGAUAGUAACAGGUGCUCCUUCUCAUGGCCAGAGCUGGUUA
Molecule: messenger RNA, 1879 nt
Organism: Anarrhichthys ocellatus (wolf-eel)
Lineage: Eukaryota; Metazoa; Chordata; Actinopteri; Perciformes; Anarhichadidae
Product: V-type proton ATPase subunit C 1-A-like
Exons: 12
Coding region: 181-1251 (356 amino acids)
Biological process (GO): proton transmembrane transport
Cellular component (GO): lysosomal membrane; vacuolar proton-transporting V-type ATPase, V1 domain
Molecular function (GO): proton-transporting ATPase activity, rotational mechanism
Source: RefSeq, a predicted model, not a curated record